GAUCUACUCGGAACAAUAAAAUAUGUGGUGAUAAAAAUCAGAUUAUUAUCAACGAACUAAGCUAUUUUAAAACUUGAGACUAAUUUUCAUAAUAGCCCCCCUAGAGUGUGAGAGAGGGGGUCCAGAUUAACUCAAGUGACACGAUACAGCACCAGCAGUAACUUAAAAUCUCUUCUUGUGGAAUUAUCAUUUUUUAUCUUAUCAAAGCCCGUUCACGGAUAAGUAUCGCUAUGUUGUAAAGUACCUAAACAGCAUAUUAUUGUUAAUUGUUUUAUCGGUGCAACAGAGUGGAUCUCAAAAAAUGACCGACUUAUCGUGGCUUGAAGACUAUGGACAGGAUGACUAUAAAGGCUACAACAUGUCCUUGCUGGGCAUGGACCAAGCUUACCUUUCAAUAAAUCUUGAAGACCCAACAACAGUAUACAGGAUUUUUCGAAAACAUGUCGAUUGUGUUAAAUGUCCGUUUGUUAAACUGGAACACUUGGAACCGGACGACGCUAUUCUGUUAGACAACACCAGAUUAAUUUUGAAACAAACCCCAAAUAACUUGUACCGGAUAAGCACGACAAAUAGUGAAAUAUUGUACUCUUGGGAUAAAUAUGUUUGUGAGUUCGGUGACGAAUUUGGAGAGUUUGGAAUAUACGAAGUCAACGUAACUAAAGCGAAUCAAUGCACCGUGAACACUAUAAAAAACGCAGUGAGCAUAAGUUUUCCCGCCCUGACAGUUUUUGUAAUUUAUUGUGCCCUAUUUCUGGGGGUCUUUGGUCUUGUAUAUGCAUGGAAACACUUUGUGGCCAAAAGUGAAACCAAGGAGAAGAAGCCCGAAGGGAAAAAACGGCUCAAGUCGCUUGAUACUUUCCGGGGGAUCAGUAUCGUGAUUAUGAUAUUUGUGAAUUACGGAUCAGGUGGAUACCCGGUUUUAGACCACGCGACCUGGAACGGUUUACACCUUGCCGAUUUGGUUUUCCCGUGGUUUAUGUGGAUUAUGGGCGCGUGUAUGCCCAUUUCGCUGACUUCAAGUUUUAAAAAGCAAAUUUCCAAUAAAGACAUUUUCUUGAAUGUCUUGAAGAGAUCGAUAAAAUUAUUUUGUUUGGGCGUAUUUUUGAACGCUGGACCGUAUCUAGAAUGCAUGAGGAUAUUUGGAGUGCUGCAGAGGUUUGGAAUAUGCUAUCUUGUGGUGACCACGAUUUGUUUAUUCCUCAUGAAACGAGAGUUUUCGGAGUCAAAACAUAAAAUCGGUAAAUUCUUCACCGAUAUUCUGGUUUUAUGGAAAGGCUGGAUCGUUGUGUUGAUCAUAUUUUUCGUGCAUUGCAUGUUUUUGUUUCUUUUGGCGGACGAAGGCUGUCCUCGGGGCUAUUUAGGACCGGGUGGAUUACACGAAAAUGGUAAACAUUUUAACUGCACAGGGGGAGCUACUGGGUAUAUCGACGCCGUUAUUUUGGGCAAUCACAGGUACCAGAAACCCACAAGCAAAGAAAUUUAUUUAGGAACACAGGCGUUUGACCCCGAAGGAAUUUUGGGGUGUUUGACUUCAAUCGUGCACGUGUUUAUCGGAGUUCAAGCCGGAAUCACUCUCCUGGUUUACAAGGAACACUCGGCUCGUCUAAUUCGUUGGCUCUCUUGGAGCGUGUUGGCUGGAAUUGUCGGGGGCGCUCUUUGCGGUUUCAGCAAGGAAGAUGGGCUAAUCCCCGUAAAUAAAAAUCUUUGGUCAAUAUCCUUCGUCUUGGUGACGAGUUGUUUCGCCUUCCUCCUGCUCUCAAUUUGUUACGUUUUAAUCGACGUCAAAAACUGGUGGAGCGGUAAACCUUUCCUCUUCGCGGGAAUGAACGCUAUUUUGCUUUAUGUUGGCCACCAAAUGACGUACGGACACAUUCCCGUACGAUGGUUGGUGUAUUGUGAAAAAGAACACGGGACCCAUUUCAUCGCCCACUUUGAAAACCUAUGGGGCGCUGGGUUCUGGGUAGUGGUGGCGUACCACUGGUACAGAAUAAAUUAUUUCUUCACAAUCUGAUUUUUGUAAAAUUGGAAAUAAAAACAAGAAAUUCGUUAAA
Messenger RNA from Tribolium castaneum (red flour beetle), 2051 nucleotides. RefSeq names its product Heparan-alpha-glucosaminide N-acetyltransferase (gene Hgsnat). The transcript has 10 exons. The coding region runs from base 302 to 2011 and encodes 569 amino acids. The record is from RefSeq and is a predicted model, not a curated record. NCBI's taxonomy places the organism in Eukaryota, Metazoa, Arthropoda, Insecta, Coleoptera, Tenebrionidae.